This is a messenger RNA of Penicillium oxalicum, 420 nucleotides long. RefSeq lists its product as uncharacterized. The transcript is spliced from 2 exons. The record is from RefSeq and is a predicted model, not a curated record. The coding region runs from base 1 to 420 and encodes 139 amino acids. Lineage: Eukaryota; Fungi; Ascomycota; Eurotiomycetes; Eurotiales; Aspergillaceae.
AUGCACUUCCCUUUUCGGACGACGGAUAGCUGUUUGCUGGACGGUGAUGCAACUCCAACUUGUGCAGCCAAGUCUACCUCGGGCCCGAACCAGAGCGUUCUCCUAUUGGUCCGCUCGUCGGUGCGUGACGAACAGUCCGAAGCAAGACCCGCGCUUGUUUCAAUUCAGCGUGGUAUCUGGCAUGGAAUCUGGGAUGCGACUGCGCAGAAACAAAAUUUCAGCCGUUUGCUUUUCGAUUUCUGGUGGGUAUCGGUGAAAUCGCUCCUCUUGUACUUGUGGGGGGGAUUAGCUAUCAGUGACAUGUGGGACACCGAAGAGGGCGAAAUAUCGAUAGGCGUCUAUAUGCUGGGUACGAUCCUGGGACUCAUUGUUGGACCUAUUGCGGGUGGAUUUAUUUCCCAACACUCGACCUGGCGCUGA